This is a messenger RNA of Phragmites australis (common reed), 2626 nucleotides long. RefSeq lists its product as uncharacterized. Gene Ontology annotation, molecular function: protein binding. Gene Ontology annotation, cellular component: cytoplasm. Lineage: Eukaryota; Viridiplantae; Streptophyta; Magnoliopsida; Poales; Poaceae. The record is from RefSeq and is a predicted model, not a curated record. The transcript has 2 exons. The coding region runs from base 349 to 2241 and encodes 630 amino acids.
CCCUACAACCUCCGUCCGUCUCCUACCCGCGAGGCCGCGAGAGAGAGGGAGAAGGGGGGAAAUAACUGAGACACGGAGUCCCAGAAUAGGAGGACCACUUCGCCCUACGGUCCCCCCCCCCUUCCCACCGCUCGGCUCGUCCACCCUCUCUCGCCCGCCCGCCCCUCCCCGUCGGCGCCGCCGGAGCGCGGCCGCGUGCGGCGAUCCCGACCGUCCUCCCCCGCCGCGCCAGAUCUGACCCUCCACCCCCAUGUGCCUUCCUCCGUCCCAGAUCCGACCGACCUAGCGAGGAGCGCGCCGCGGGCGGACCCACGGCUUCUCGGGUGGGGAGGCUUCCCGUCCCGGGCCAUGGACGACGUGUCCAAGUACGCGCACAGCCCGGCGCACCUCGCCGUGGCGCGGCGGGACCACGCCGCGCUUCGGAGGCUGGUCGCCAGCCUCCCCCGCUUGCCGCGCGCCGGCGAGGUGGCCACCGAGGAGGAGUCCAUCGCGGGCGAGGCCUUGGCCGAUGCCGUCUCCUCCGUCAUCGACCGCCGCGACGUGCCGCGGAGGGAGACCCCACUCCACCUCGCCGUCCGCCUCCGCGACCCCGUCGCCGCCGACAUCCUCAUGUCCGCGGGCGCUGACUGGUCGCUCCAGAACGCCGAUGGAUGGUCCGCGCUUCAGGAGGCUGUCUGCACCCACGAGGAGGCCAUCGCCACCAUCAUCGCGCGCCACUACCAGCCGCUCGCCUGGGCCAAGUGGGGCCGCCGCCUCCCGCGCAUCCUUGCCUCCAUCAACCGCAUCCGCGACUUCUACAUGGAGAUCUCCUUCCACUUCGAGUCCUCCGUCAUACCAUUCAUUGGCCGCAUUGCCCCGUCCGACACCUACCGCAUUUGGAAGCGUGGGGCUGCACUGCGGGCCGACAUGACGCUUGCUGGCUUUGACGGUUUCCGCAUCCAGCGCUCGGAUCAGACGUUCCUGUUUCUGGGUGAUGGUGCAAGUCCCGAGGAUGCUGGGGGUAAGGAGUUGCAGCCGGGUUCCCUCAUCGUGCUGGCUCAUAAGGAUAAGGAGAUUACAGAUGCGUUGGAGGGAGCAGGUGUGCAGCCAACGGAGUCGGAGGUGGCGCAUGAGGUGGCAUUGAUGUCGAAGACGAAUAUGUACCGUCCUGGGAUCGACGUGACGCAGGCGGAGCUCGUGCCACACUUGAAUUGGCGCCGGCAAGAGAGGACGGAAGCCGUGGGGCAUUGGAAAGCCAAGGUGUAUGACAUGUUAAACGUUCUGGUGACCGUGAAGUCUAGGCGGGUGCCAGGGGCAAUGACAGAUGAGGAGCUGUUUGCGAUGGAUGGGGAGGAGAAGAACGGGAGGGGUGCAGAGCUUGAUGCUGAGUUAGAUGAAGUGUUGACAGCUGAGGAGAGGAGGCAGCUUGAUUCUGCGUUGAGGAUGGGGAACCAAGAAGAGGAAUUUGAGGAAAGGGGCGACGAUGGUGACAGUGGGGCCGGUCAUAUGGAUGCAAAUGGUGUGGCGAAAGAUAAGAAGGGAUGGUUUGGUUGGGGCGGCAAGAAAGGUCCCAAGAGUGAUGAGAAGCCAUCAAAGGCGGGGAGUAAGGAUGAAUUGGGUGAUCCAGGGAAGCAAAAGGAGAAGGGCAGUGGGAAGAAGAAGAAGGGUGGUUCAUCAGGCGAUUCUAAUAAACAUGAAAGCGAGUACAAGAAGGGGUUAAGACCAGUGUUGUGGCUGACACCGGAUUUCCCUCUGAAGACAGAUGAACUGAUCCCUCUGCUUGAUGUCUUAGCAAAUAAAGUAAAGGCUGUCAGGAGGCUUAGGGAACUCCUGACAACCAAGCUUCCUACAGGCACAUUUCCAGUCAAGAUUGCCAUCCCCAUUGUUCCAACUAUACGAGUCAUUGUGACGUUCACAAAGUUUGAAGAACUACAGCCUUUAGACGAGUUUGCCACCCCACCUUCAAGCCCAACACAAUUUCAGGAUGCAAAGGCCAAAGAAUCAGAAGGAUCAGGUUCAUGGUAUUCCUGGGUAAAAGGGGGCCGAGGUGCGCAGUCCAGUGACAGCGGUGAUAGUCGGAACUGGAAAGAUGAGGUUGAUCCAUUCCACAUACCAUCUGACUACACCUGGGUUGAUGCCAACGAGAAGAAGCGGAGGAUGAAGGCAAAGAAAGCCAAGAGCAGGCGGAAUUCAGCCCGAAAACAGUCAUCGAAAAACACUUCGGAAGGAGGCCAUCACCCCAUGAUGGAUGGCUUCGAGUAAACACAUUUUCACCAGCAUAGUAAGUUGUCUUUGCAUUCUUAAGACGUUAGUUGCUGAUGGCAGCUGGACGCCUGACGCAGAUUGAUAAUGUACCUGCACCAUUCACGCAGCGUGGUGGUGGUGGUGGUGGUGAUUAAUCGGAGUCGGAUCUCCUUGAGAACGUACAGGAUGGCUUAUACCCCCCUAAUCUGUAAUUCAAUGCUAUUUUUGCCCCCCUCCUUUUUUCACCUUGCUGGAUGUAUCUUUGAUGAUGAUAUGGCCCUGUUGUUGAAAAAUGUGUUGGAGGGGGCUGUAGUGCCCCGCUCCCCCUGUUGUAUGGAAGACUACGAAUAUGCAGCGAUUUUCUCGCAAAGAGGAAGCUCAAUGCACAUGCUUGUUUGUUCCA